This is a messenger RNA of Phlebotomus papatasi, 615 nucleotides long. RefSeq lists its product as uncharacterized. The coding region runs from base 1 to 615 and encodes 204 amino acids. NCBI's taxonomy places the organism in Eukaryota, Metazoa, Arthropoda, Insecta, Diptera, Psychodidae. The record is from RefSeq and is a predicted model, not a curated record. The transcript has 3 exons.
AUGCGACAGAGUGAAAUUGUUAAUUGCUUGAAAAACUAUGCCAUUGAGAAGUUGGAUAAUGCGAUUGAAAGUGAUCAACCGUAUGUCAUCAACGAGUUCAUCUCCGUCAAUCGUGAUCCCACAUAUCAGCGUGAUCUGUUGGAAUUCAGCGAAAGGGAAAGGAGCCUCAAUCAAAUACUCUUCACGCGAAUACGAGAUUUCUUUGCUUCACGGAUAAUCGCCAUUAAGUUCACGCCCAAGUUCAUGGAGGAGGGUCGGAAGAAAAAGUUUGGCGGAGGAAAACAUGGUCAUGGAAUGAUGUUGGGCGGAUUUGCUAUGAUGGGCAUGAUACUCCAAGUGGUUUUGGGCAAAUUGGCCUUUUUGGCUGGAGCUGCUCUUCUCAUGGCCAAGAUGUCCCUGUUCCUAACUUUACUGGGCUCCAUGAAGAAAUUUGUAAGUGGAGGAAGUACCGGAGAUAGUCACGUCGUCGUCACUGAUCACGGUCAUGGUCAUGGUGGUGGAUAUGGUGGAUAUGGUGGAAAUGGCUGGCAGCGAAGCAUCAAUUCACGGACACCAGAUGAUGAUCAGCAAUUGCCCUACAAAGGCUACACGUCCAGCGAAUUAGCUGGUGUGUAA